Molecule: messenger RNA, 2847 nt
Organism: Lates calcarifer (barramundi perch)
Lineage: Eukaryota; Metazoa; Chordata; Actinopteri; Centropomidae
Gene: armc7
Product: armadillo repeat containing 7
Exons: 8
Coding region: 467-1045 (192 amino acids)
Source: RefSeq, a predicted model, not a curated record
UAAAAAGUUUAAUAUCUCACAACCGUAAGAGGAGCAAGAAAAAUUGAGAACCGGUCGAUUAGAACUGUCAGUUAAAUUUCCCUUAACUUUACCCCUGAACCGCCGGAUGGAAAGCUACGAAUCGGAAGCUAACUUCAGUUUUAAUCUGACCUUUCGGUAACAAUUACGGUUCACACCUCCCUCUGGUUAUACUUGGCUAUCCCAAAAAAUAUGAUAGACGUUUCGACGCCCACAAAGAAUAUCUAUGAUGUUUUUAUGUGUUAAAGUGGUUUUGACUGUUUUAGUUAAGUUAAUUUAACACGGAUCCUUCCUCUCUCUCGUGCGCUACCGUACGGACACUUUGAGGGACGGACCAAAGUAAAGGCAGCUGGAAAUGACAGCACUGUCCACAAUUCUUUUUGGUGAAUUAAUAAUUAAACUAUCUGGUCGCAAGCGGUUAAAGUGAACACUUGAGCCAGCCUCAGAUAUGUGGAAGAAAGGCUCGUCUGAAGGAUCUGACCGGUUUGAAUAUUUACAAACUCUGGUGACUGAAUUUCAGGACACCGACAGCGAAGAGGCAAAGGAGCAGGUGCUGGCUAACCUGGCCAAUUUUGCGUAUGACCCAAAGAACAUGGAGUAUCUGAGGGAGCUGCAAGUGACCGACCUGUUCUUGGACAUGUUGACUGAGGAGAAUGAGAACUUUGUUGAGUUUGGGAUGGGGGGGUUAUGUAACCUCAGUAUGGACCCUGGCUGCAGAGACAUCAUCCUGCAGAGCAGUGGGAUCAGCUUAGUCACCAAUUGUCUGUCAAGCCGGAGGGAGGAGACUGUCUUGUCAGCCAUUACUACUCUCAUGAACCUCACAACACCCUCGUCACGCUCUGAGAUCACCAACCCAGCCAUCCUGCAGUGCAUGCUGCGCUUCUCGCUCUCAGAGAGCCCCCGCUUGCGCAACCUGGCUGCAGUGUUUCUGCAAGACUGCUGCACUGAGGAGCAGGUGGCCCAGGCAGAGCAGCAGAUGCAGGGACAGCAGACCGCAGUCGGGAUCCCACUGCCCACCAACAGCUGAGGGUGUGGAAAUGGGCAGGAUCUGAACGAGCCUCUCCAGCAGCUAGUUCGAACUCAAGACCACCAGCAAACCCCACAACGCUACCAGGCAUCUUCUUCAGAAUCACCCGACCAAUCAGUGUUCUGUCUGCUGAUGGUGGCUGGCAUGUCAUUGGCCAUGAUGUGUGUUGUCUUUGAGAGGAGAGCAGAGCAGAAAAACAAGUGAAAAUGGUUUACUGGUUCAGCUGCUGCAGCCUGGACAGCAACACCAGCUCCCAGCUCCCUGACAAACCAAACAGGUUUACUGGUUCAGCUGCUGCAGCCUGGACAGAAACACCAGCUCCCACCUGACAAACACAAACAGGUGUCACCACAUGGUCCACGACAUCGUCCUGCAAAAAUCGCAGCGAUGGAGUUCCCCGAUUUGACGGCACUGUCCGCGAUCAGAGACUUUAUACAAUGAGGAAGUUCUUUGAGACCAGGACAGCAGGCCUCCAGGUAAUUCACAAACAACUUCACAUCAACUGUCCAACACAGAGCAUUAAAUUAUAUGUCUUCAGUAAUUGAUCUGAAGUCUGAAUAGUUUGAUUAGUCACAAAAAAGACUUUAGAAUUUAAACAUCAGCUCUCUCUGCCUCCAAACAAAUAUUUGACAUUCUUGGUUUAAAAAAAUAUGUAUCAGAAUAGUUGUCAAUGUUUUGUCUGUGGACAAAUUGACAGUAGCUGUCCUCACCUUCUCACCAAACCGUUUCAAACACAUCAGAACCAACCAAUGCUAAAUUUUGUCUUAGAUCGUUAUUGUUAAGGAUCAGUCAAAAUGGGAUUGAAGAAUAACUUUAAUUUGAUUGUACAUGAUCAGAAGACUAAGCUAGACACACUAGACUACACCAUACUAAAUAAUAUCAAUUCUACAAAUACAGUGUUGCAGUGACUUGUUCGUGUGUUCAUUUUAUUAAUAUUAAAUUGAUUUUAAAAAUAUCUUUACAAUGUAUAACAACCAGUUCUACACUUAUUUACUUAAAAAUUUUCACAAACUACUGUUAAGACCUUUGUUAAUUUGGUUGUUCUUCAUUGAACAAAAACGUGUUAAUAAGAAGGUUGAAAUGUAAAAUAUUGAUUCUGUAUGUGACUGACUGUGGUAGAACAAAUACUCAUUCAAAAAUUGACUUAACUGAUAGUGUUUAUUAUUGUGCAGUUCACAGUAACAUACAUUGCUUCAGUGAUGAGUUGAUAGGCACACAAUUAAUAAUCAUUUUACUUUUUGUUGGUUCUUCAGGAGGUGAUGACAGUCACCUGUAAUGUUGAAUAUUUAUGUGUUUUCAUGGUUAAACCGUUGAUGAUGAAUAGGUAGUAGUGUAUUGAUCAUUUUCCUUUGUAUGUUUUUCUUUGAUUUCCCCCAGGUGUCGCUGCUUCGUCCAUGACAUCAUCCACAACCACCGAGACGUCAUCCGCAAUUGCAAAAACAUGGUCCAUGAUCGCAGAGAGUCUUCGUACAAUGAGGAAGUUCUUUGAGACCAGGACUGCAGCCUCCAGGUCUCUGAGAUCAUGGACAACGUCUCUGCCAUCAUGGACCAUGUGGUGACACCUGGAGGAAAUCAAAGAGAAACAUAGAAAGGAAAAUGAUCAAUACACUGCUACCUAUUCCUCAUCAACAGUUAAACCAUGAAAACACAGAUAAAUAUUCAACAUUACAGGUGACUGUCAUCACCUCCUGAAGAACCAACAAAAAGUAAAAUGAUUAUUAAUUGUGUGCCUAUCAACUCAUCACUGAAGCAAUGUAUGUUACUGUGAACUGCACAAUAAUAAACACUAUCAGUUAAGUCAA